Molecule: messenger RNA, 488 nt
Organism: Oppiella nova
Lineage: Eukaryota; Metazoa; Arthropoda; Arachnida; Sarcoptiformes; Oppiidae
Source: the annotation of a GenBank genome assembly
AAAUAAAUUUAUAGUUUUAUUUACUAAACCUAUAAUAAAUCAAACAAAUAUGAACAAGAUUGUGUUGAUCUGUUUGCUCAUAACACUGAGCACUCUAUUCAUUUCAAAUGUGUCGGCUAACUAUUCCGAAGAAGACAUCAAAAAUAUGAAAAUGAUAUUUUGUGGCACGUGUAAGGAUGAGGCCGUGCGUAAGGAUCUCAUGAAUUACGCUAAAUGUGCGACAAAAUUGUUCCCUGAGAUCACCCAAAAGGUGAUGGCGAUUAGGGCGGCCAAGAAGGACGACAUCGACGGCUGUUUCACCGAUGUUAUGGCCCUAUUCCAAGACUUCAUGAAGACCAAUCCAGAUGCCUCCAAAAAGGGUGAGGAGUGCUUCCACGCUAAUGUCAAAAUGGAGGACCUCAAGAAUUGUCAUUAGAAAUAACUGAACUAUUUAACAAUCAGAAUAUUCUGUAUUUUUGUGAUAAAUAAUUUUCUAUAAUAGUUGCAUG